UGAACUCCGGAGGUUCUGGGACCGAGAAAUGUGUUAGGUAAGGUGUUUUUAAUGCCGCGUGAAGGGGCAACUCCGAGAUCGAAGAGAAGCUCCUUGACUUCGGAGCAGGACGACCCUGCAAGAACAUGUGCAGUAAUGUCAACUCAAAAGAGAAUUAAGAAUUCUCAGACAUCAAGAACUUCACAACAUAAUAAUAGUUAUCAGACUAAUCUCUUGGCUUGGAAACUGAACGAGGACCUAAGCAACCCAAAGAGCAUCUCAAAACAUGGACAAAACAGUCCAGUGGAAGAUUCUGAACAAGGUGAUGAGCAAGCAGAAGAUGCUCUGCAAAUAGCAGUAAGAUACUUUGAGAAAGGUCCCUUUAAAACUUCACGGAGUAAAGAUAACACCUUGGAAAAACACUUGAAAACUGUGGAAAGUAUGGCUUGGAAGAAUGGUUUAGCUCCAGAAGAAAUUGACAUUCUGUUAAAUGUGGCACUCAGUGGCAAAUUUGGGAGUGCUGUAAACUCUCGGAUAUUGAGAUGCAUGAUUCCAGCAACUCUCAUAUCAGAAGAUUCUGUGGUUAAGGCCGUCUCCUGGCUUUGUGUUGGCAAGUGUUGUGGUAGCACCAAGGUACUUUUUUAUCGUUGGCUGGUUGCAAUGUUUGACUUCAUUGAUCACAAGGAGAAAAUUAACUUGCUCUAUGGCUUCUUUUUUGCUUCAUUGCAAGAUGAUACACUGUGCCCUUAUGUCUGCCAUUUCUUAUAUUUACUUACCAAAAAAGAGAAUGUCAAGCCAUUUCGUGUGAGAAAACUGCUUGAUCUUCAGGCAAAAAUGGGAAGGCAGCCUUAUCUCCAUGCUUUGCUGUCGCUGUAUAAGUUCUUCGUUCCCACUUUGAUUUCUGUAUCAUUGCCUAUGAAGAAGAUCUAUUUUAAGAAUCCAGAGAAUUUGUGGAAGACAGCUCUAGUUGCUGUGAGGCAAAGGAAUCAGGAACCUUCUCCAGAACCUCUGAAGCUGAUUUUAGGUGCAGCUACUGUCCGUCCUAGUAAAAGAAAAUGGGAUUCUCAUUCACUUAUACCAGUGCUACAUUCCAAUAUCCAAAGUAAAGAAUAUGGAAAAAAAGGGAUGAGUCUUUCUGAUUAUCUCAGUAGGAAUAGAGCAUUUUCAGCAGAACAGCUUAAAAGCUUCCCUCAACUCUUACAGAACAUUCAUUGCUUAGAGCUGCCUUCUCAGAUGGGUGCAGUGCUAAACAACUCUUUGCUACUUCACUAUAUUAACUGUAUCAGAGAUGAAUCACUUUUACUGAGGCUCUAUCAUUGGUUGAGUCAAACGUUACAAGAAGAAUGUAUUUGGUACAAGGUGAAUAAUUAUGAAUGUGAAAAAGAAUUUACCAACUUCCUGGACACUAUCAUCAAGGCAGAGUGCUUCUUACAAGAGGGUUUUUAUUCCUGUGAAGCAUUCCUGUAUAAGAGCCUUCCUCUCUGGGAUGGCUUCUGUUGUCGAUCACAGUUCCUUCAACUUGUGAGCUGGUUUCCUUUUAGCAGCUUCUCUGAGGUGAAGCCAUUUAUAUUUGAUCGUCUGGCACAGCUCUUUUUUACAUCAACCAUUUAUUUCAAGUGUAGUGUUCUUGAGAACCUGAAAGAGCUACUGCAGAAUUGGCUGUUGUGGCUUUCUAUGGACAUCCACAUGAAAACUGUGACGGACAGUUCCCUAGAGACAACUUUCAGUGGAUCCAUGCAGUCUGUGUCUGAACUAAUUAACUAUGUAGGGUGGCUGUCCAUUAAUGGAUUGCGCUUGGAAAGCAAUAGUACUUUCUUGCUGCACUUUGUUUUGGAUUUCUAUGAAAAGGUGUGUGACAUAUAUAUGAAUUAUAACCUUCCAUUAGUGGUGUUGUUUCCUCCUGGGAUCUUCUAUAUUGCACUCCUCAGUCUGGAUUCCAGUAUCCUGAACCAGCUCUGUUACAUUAUGCACAGAUACCGUAAUAAUUUGACAGCUGCAAAGAAAAAUGAGUUGAUACUAAAGAAAAAAUCAGAGUUCAUAUUCAGCAGCAAGACCUGUCAAGAAUAUAAUCGCUAUUUGACAGCCAUGGUUGGGUGCCUGUGGACAUCCAAACCCUUCCAGAAAGGAUCAUAUUUUGAUCCUGAAGUCUUUAAAGUAAUUGGAAUAGCAAAGUAUAAAACCAGUUUAAAUUUAGUCCAUCACCCUGCUCUAUUGAGUUAUGCUAUUUCCUUUUUGCUAAAGGAAUACCCAGAAGAAAGGAGAGUAAACGUGAGCUCCAUUCGGGGAAAGAAAUGGAAUGAAUAUUUGGACUAUUUAUUUUCAGAGGGCUUACAAGGCUUGAAACUUUUCAUAAGAAGUAGUAUUCGUCAUUCUUCUGUCCCCUGAUCACACAGCAUAAACUCCAUGAUCAACAUGAAAUGAAUGCUGACAGAACAAACCAAGCAUACUGGACCCAAUUCCUUCCUCGUUGCCAGAGAGGCCAAGUGGCUCACUUUGAGUUUCCAUAUACUUUUUACUAACACACUGUCAUCCUCAGGUAGUGCUUGGAUUGGCCUUUGAUUAUGGCUCAGGAGAGCUUUGAUGUGGCUAGCUUUGUUUUUCGGGGUCUAGAUUCUAAUGCACUAGCGAAAAAUGAUUUAAUCAUCAGACUCUACCUUUCACCAAAUUAAAUAUAUAAAGAGAUAUAUCCAUUAUGCGGUGGGCCUUUUCACAUUCUUGUGGAGUAUAAGCUGUCUUGAUGGAUGACAGAGGUAAUAUACAGUAGCAAUUAAGCCACAGGCAUACUUAUGCAAAAUACUCUGCUGUCUCUGUGAAACCUCCAUGGAUACUGCCAUUUUUCUGACUGUGAACAAUAGCGCCAACACCAAGUUAAUAAGUAGUUGGCUGAUUUCUUGGUUUUCACUGGUAGAAACUUGAUGAGAAGGAAGGAGAAAAUCAUGGGAUAAUCAAGACAUUCCUGCUUAAUACGGGUUUGAUUUCAUGAAACUGCUCUAGUUUGUGUGAAUAUAUGUAUAUAACCAUUUUUAAGUGUUUAGGCAAUGCUAUUUUCAGGAAUAAUUCUGAAGCCUUUUUAAAAACUUUAUAAUAGCUAGAAUAUCUUGCUGAAAAUUUACUUUAAAUUUUGCUUCAGUGCUAUGGAAUAACUCUCUCUUUUAAUAAAAUUCAUAUCAUGGGAGAGAAAUCAAGUGGAAUUUUUUUAUUUUAGGGCACAUUUUUAUGGUUCUUUUAAAGCAAAAUUCUAAACUAUAUUACUGGGUAAUGUUUAGAAUCUCACUUAUCAGUUAAUUUUUUUGAUUCAGUACAUGUUUACUGAGCAUAUUGUGUGCCAGGUAUUCUGUGUGCUGAUUAUAACAGCUGUGACCAAUACAAAAUACUGGCUUUUGUGGAAUUUAGUAUAUCCCAUUGGAGAAGACAGACAAUAAAACAGUAAAUAAAUAUAUAAAAUCGGUUGCUAUGAAGAAAAAGGGAAUAGAAACAGAAUGUUGAGCGGAUUACUAUUUUAGAUAAGGUGGUUAGAGAAGACCUGUUUGAGAAGUGACAUAUGCAGAGGCCCUAAUGAAAUAAGUGUAUGAGCCAUGUGAAUAUUUGGGAAAAGCAUUCUGGGCAGAGGUAAAGGCAAGUGAAAAGGCUUAAAAAUGUUAACUUUCUUGGCCUGUUUGAAGAACAAUAGAGAAGCUAGUGAGAU
This is a messenger RNA of Pipistrellus kuhlii (Kuhl's pipistrelle), 3664 nucleotides long. RefSeq names its product centromere protein I (gene CENPI). Bases 52 to 2364 code for a protein of 770 amino acids. Gene Ontology annotation, cellular component: kinetochore. Lineage: Eukaryota; Metazoa; Chordata; Mammalia; Chiroptera; Vespertilionidae. The record is from RefSeq and is a predicted model, not a curated record. The transcript is spliced from 21 exons.